Molecule: messenger RNA, 970 nt
Organism: Procambarus clarkii (red swamp crayfish)
Lineage: Eukaryota; Metazoa; Arthropoda; Malacostraca; Decapoda; Cambaridae
Source: RefSeq, a predicted model, not a curated record
AUGUCUUCCACACCGCCGAAGGACUACCGGCGGGAGAUCGACGCCAUAUACCCGGAGCCGCUCUCUCGACUCAACCGCGUCGUCGAGCCCCAUCCUCACUCCUACAAGCGGGCCACCAAGAAGAAAAUGAACCGAACCGGACGGUUUCGAACUACGCCUGUCACCUUCGACGAGAUUAAGGAGGUGGAUGAGGACGCGGAGGUUGGUUGUGAGGUGACGGAGGAGAGCGCCGCCGCCUCCAGCCGCUCCGAGCACGACCUCCGUCAGCACUUCGAGAAGUUCCUAGAGCGAAUGGAUCGCAGGAGAUCCCAACCCUCCAAGGUGGUCCAGGGAGCCAGCGACGGUCCUGCCAAGGAGGCUGCAGUGGUGACCCUGGCGGAGGACGACUUCCCCAAGAACUACACCAGGAAGGCCAGACCGUCGAUAUGAACGCCAGCCCCACCCUCUCCAUGCUUGUAUACUUGCUUUAUCCUACCGCAGAAAUCCCGGGUCAAGGGCGCUCCUACGCGCCGCCAAGGACGUCUGCACGGCCAAGAGGCACUCCAGGAUCUCCUCUUGGAUAUCCACAAGCCACACGUUCUUAUUCUGCGACAUUGUCGCGUUCAGUGUUAAAACUCGGUGAACGUUGGCACAUACGGCGGUCAAUUCUGAGCGCUUGGUGAACAUUUCUAGAGGAUUGAUGCCUGGAGCAUGCGCAGGAACCAAUGUGUUGCAUGUUGGUUUGUAAAAAUGUAUGUAAUAGUAUUUGAAAGCAGUGAAGUUUAAGGAUUUGUUAGUGUGUAGAGCGUGUGGGUUAUUGAGCAGCUGUAGGGCGGGAAAGGACGCCCCCUCCACCGUCCAUGGUCACCACUUCUGUAAUCAGGAAACUUUAGCUUCUGUAAGUCAUGUUCUCUCCCAUGAUGUCAGCAGACUGUGUCGCUGGCUGUGCCGCCAACCACACCACCAGUGUGGCACAGACCCACCAGUGUGG